Messenger RNA from Hylaeus anthracinus, 1496 nucleotides. Its product is annotated as homeobox protein ceh-19-like. Gene Ontology annotation, molecular function: DNA binding; DNA-binding transcription factor activity, RNA polymerase II-specific. The transcript has 5 exons. Gene Ontology annotation, biological process: central nervous system development; regulation of DNA-templated transcription; neuron differentiation. The coding region runs from base 380 to 1252 and encodes 290 amino acids. Lineage: Eukaryota; Metazoa; Arthropoda; Insecta; Hymenoptera; Colletidae. The record is from RefSeq and is a predicted model, not a curated record.
CAACUCUGACAAACAGUCGCUGGUUUCGACUCUAUUCCCGCGAACGGAUCGCUGAGUACGCGUAUAUCGAUCCCCUGAAUCGAUCUUUAAUCAUCGAUCUUCGAAUCCUCUAUCCUUUCGAUGGAUGAUCAGCACUUUGACCCAGGACAUCAGUGUUUUGUGACACGACAGUGAUAAUCACGGAAUGUGAAGUGAAUCGUAGAUACUCGAGGCACUGCUAUCGUAGACAAGUUGAUAAACUCAUUUCACUAAUUGAGCUUGUUGAAUGUGAAGAGAUACAUCGCGUUGGAGAUAUCUAAUCGUUCGAUCGCCGCAUCGAUCGGACUACCGAAUGGUGAUAAGAUCUAGACGACAGUGAAACACCGUUGGGGAAUUUAGGAUGUCAGAGGAACGCGCAAAAACGUAUGAUCUGACCAAAGAAUCGCGCGAGUUGGCCGAGGGCACGAAACUAUGCUCGUUCAGUAUCGAGAGCCUUUUAGCGCCGAGCAAGAAAAGCGCGGAUAACGAGGCCCGUUCGCCCGCUCGGACUGAAAUUUAUUUACACGGACACGAAUCGAACGACUCUGAGGGAUGGAAGCUGGUAGCGCCAGAUUCCUCCAUGUCCAUGGCAGAGGAAGCCGAAUUCGACGAUUCUGAUAUCGUUUGUUCCACCACUCCUGAACCAGAGAUGUGUUAUGAAGCAUGCACCAGCAGUAGCGGUGCCAACUCCAUGACAGGUGCGGACAGAGACGUUCAAGAAAAAACCGUCGGCGCGAUUAGCGAUGACGAAAGGAAGAAGAGACCCCGCACGGCGUUCACCGCCGCACAAAUUAAGUCGUUGGAAGCGGAAUUCGAGAGGAACAAAUACCUGAGCGUAGCGAAAAGGUUGCAGCUCAGCAAGAAUUUGAAACUUACUGAAACUCAGAUUAAAAUUUGGUUUCAAAACAGGCGCACCAAGUGGAAAAGAAAGUAUACAAAUGAUGUGGAGUUACUGGCGCAACAGUACUAUUCGAGUUUGGGGAUUCCCACACCGCGACCAAUUUUUGUCGGGGAUCGUUUAUGGUUCUUUAACUACCCAGGACAACCACAACCAACGACACCGAUUUUUCCUCAGCAUUUAACAACAGUCCCUCUACCACCUGCCUUGCCUAUCGUGCAACCAUUGCCAAGCAACCUGUCGAUGGGACAACAGUCGAUUUUUCAAAAUAUACCCACCAACAAUCCGACGUAUCAUUUGAGUCAAAGGUUGGACUUCAGGCAUCAAGACUCGUGAAUACAUAAAUGAUACACAUUAUUGCAGUGCAUUUAUCAGAGACAACAGUUGCGCAACUGUUGAGCAAUACUCUUAGAUUCUUUGCUUUGAUUCGUCCAUUCGAAGUGACUAGACGAAUCAAAGCAGAAAAUCACUCAACAAUUGUCUCUGAUGAAUGCACACAAUGAGUAACUUUAAAAACUUUAGCUUUAGCGUUUUGCACUGUAAAUUUAAGUCUUUUCAAGCAUUAAAAAUUGAAGUUAAU